AUGUCUUAUCCUUUGGUCAUCUCUUGUCCUGUUUCUUCGGGCAUGGUGUUUAACCUGCAACUGUCUCUGCUUGGUCCUCCCUGCCGAUCACCUCGUCACCACCUGGCAACAAAGUUGACCCCAUUCGGCACGCCAGGUUGCUGGGGCAUUGCUCCUGUGACCCCCGUCCCUCAGUAUACUUGCUUUCACUAUGCCAGGUUCACGAUGCAAAUGCAAACGGCUAAAUUCUGGCCCUCUGCAUGCAUGCAUCUCUGUCUCUCGUCUAGCCCCUCUGCCCCCAGCCGUGCUCUUGACAGUAGCUAUGCUGGCUCGUAUGCGCCUUGGCUUGCAGUUGCCAUGUGCAAACCCAAUCCACAAUUAGGGUCACAGCAACAUGUGAGUCUGAAGCCUAACGCGCUAGCGCAUGCUUGUGCAUGCCGGCCUGUGGUUGUAAGUCGCUAUCCUAACCCUGCUGCCUCUGCUAUUACUACUACUAGUCAUACCAUCAUUUUUGGUCUCUAUUUUCGCUUCUCUGUUGCUAUGUCUCACAUCUCAACUGUCCACCACAUUAGCCAUAAAGGCUUGCUCGGUUCAGUGAACACUAUCCUCUCUAUUCCCACCAUCUAUUGCCUCUCUCACUACUGCUAA
Molecule: messenger RNA, 627 nt
Organism: Protopolystoma xenopodis
Lineage: Eukaryota; Metazoa; Platyhelminthes; Monogenea; Polystomatidea; Polystomatidae
Source: the annotation of a GenBank genome assembly